Lactuca saligna is the source of this 1617-nucleotide messenger RNA. NCBI's taxonomy places the organism in Eukaryota, Viridiplantae, Streptophyta, Magnoliopsida, Asterales, Asteraceae. The record is from the annotation of a GenBank genome assembly.
AUGGGUGUCCAAGAAAAUGGGAGUGGUGGCGAUAAGGGUAUGUCUAGUGUUCCUCUUGGAGCGAAGAACAAAUACAGAAGAAUGGAUUCUGAGCUUAACGAUUACAGUGAUGAUGAUUUGGAGGUUGCACCGUAUAAGCAGACACAGCAGGAGAGGACGAAAAGCACAAGGAAAUAUGUAUUCGCCUGUGCUGUAUUUGCAUCUCUCAACAAUGUUCUCCUUGGUUAUGAUGUGGGUGUUAUGAGUGGUGCAAUCAUAUUUAUCCAAGAAGAUUUAAAAAUCACCGAGUUUCAAGAAGAAAUUCUCGUCGGAAUCUUGAGUGUCAUCUCCCUAUUGGGCAGUCUAGGCGGCGGCCGUGCCUCCGAUGCACUUGGCCGGAAAUGGACAAUGGGCAUAGCUGCAAUUAUAUUUCAGAUCGGAGCACUUAUAAUGACUUUAGCUCCUAGUUUCCAAGUUCUGAUGAUGGGUCGCCUCCUCGCCGGAAUUGGUAUCGGUUUUGGUGUCAUGAUUGCUCCGGUGUACAUCGCCGAGAUUUCUCCGACUAUCUCUCGAGGCUCCUUCACUUCCUUCCCUGAAAUAUUUAUUAAUAUCGGGAUUCUCUUGGGAUAUGUGUCCAACUAUGCAUUUUCCGGAUUUUCUUCACAUAUAAACUGGCGAAUCAUGCUAGCUGUCGGAAUCCUUCCAUCGGUGUUCAUAGCAUUCGCAUUGUUCAUAAUUCCGGAGUCUCCAAGAUGGUUAGUGAUGCAAAACCGAGUCGAUGAAGCUAGAUCCGUUUUGAUGAAAACAAACGAAAUCGAAUCCGAGGUAGAGGAGAGACUAUCGGAAAUCCUGAAGGCGGCCGGAAUCGGAACUGGAACCGGAACCGGAACCGGAGAGAAUCAAGAAGAGAAAGCCGUGUGGCGGGAAUUACUAAAUCCGUCUCCUUCUUUACGAAGAAUGCUCAUCACCGGAUUCGGAAUCCAGUGUUUCCAACAAAUCACCGGAAUCGACGCGACCGUAUACUACAGUCCCGAGAUUCUACAAACCGCCGGAAUUGAGGAAAAGUCGAGACUCUUGGCCGCAACCGUAGCCGUCGGAAUUGCAAAAACCUUAUUCAUUUUGGUUGCCAUUAUGCUCAUCGAUAGAAUCGGGAGAAAACCGUUGUUAUACGUUAGCACAAUCGGAAUGACCGUUUGUUUAUGCGGUCUAGCGAUAAGUCUUUCGUUGUUCAAAGGAACAACUCUCGGAGUGGAAUUAGCGAUUCUAUCGAUAUGUGGAAACGUAGCGUUCUUUUCGAUCGGAAUCGGGCCGGUUUGUUGGGUUUUAACAUCGGAAAUCUUUCCAUUACGUCUUCGAGCUCAGGCAUCGGCAUUGGGAGCGGUCGGAAACAGGGUUUGCAGUGGAGUCGUGGCAAUGUCGUUUUUAUCGGUUUCUCGUGCAAUUUCAAUGGCGGGAACGUUUCUUAUAUUCACAAUUCUUUCGUUUUUGUCGGUUGGUUUUGUUUAUAAACUUGUUCCGGAAACGAAAGGGAAGUCGUUGGAACAGAUUGAGUUGUUGUUCCAAAAGGACAGGAAUUGGAAUGAAGAGGAAGUAGAGUUAUCGGAUACUCAACAGUUGGUGAAAAACGAAGGGAAUUAA